This is a messenger RNA of Medioppia subpectinata, 1280 nucleotides long. The record is from the annotation of a GenBank genome assembly. Lineage: Eukaryota; Metazoa; Arthropoda; Arachnida; Sarcoptiformes; Oppiidae.
ACACCGCCGACACUUACGAUGUGUACAACUUUGCCGAGAGUCUGACCGACGCCGUGGCAGUCGUUGUUCAAUAUAACAAUAAUAUGAAAGGCUUUUGUCGCACCGUUACUGACAAGAGUGGUGGCGCCCGGGCUAUAGACCGGUAUGCGCGGGCACAGGUCGACCGUCGCGGCGGACAGUGUAUUGACUUUAGUUAUAAGAAUCUGGUCAAUAAUAUCAGCCAGACGUCCAAACAUUCACCGGCCGUCUCAACCGGACUGAGACAAUGGACUUAUCAGACGUGCACUGAAUUCGGUUACUAUCAGACGAGUGAUCUCCCAAACAGUCCCUUCGGACACAACAUUCCCGUCGAGUUCUUCACCAAACAGUGCGCCGAUAUAUUUGGUGUCCCAGCACAGGCUGUCCAGAAGGCCAUCAGUCAGACGAAUGCCUACUACGGGGCCCGUAAGCCAAACGUAACAAACGUGGUGUUCCCUAACGGGUCACUCGACCCCUGGCACGCACUCAGUGUCCUUAAAGACCUUAACAACAGUACCAAAGCUGUGAUGAUUGACGGCGGGAGUCAUUGCAAGGAUAUGUAUGCCUCGAGUCCGUCAGAAACUGAAACCUUGGUGCUGUUAGACUUCAUAGUGAUUGCGAUGACUCGUGAAGCAAUCAGUGGUCGGCUCUUAUUCCGGGGCCGACCCGUCGAUAAGCACGGAAUGGUUAGACCACCGGUGGCUCCGAUCGGACACUUCACUCAAAGCUUGGCUCAAACUUACAAACAGAAAGUCAAUCAUUUAGACCCCAAAGACAACCGCACUUUUGAUCAGCUAUAUUUCACGAGUGGCACCCACCACAAGCCGGGAGGGCCCUUGUUUUUAUUUUUUGGCGGUGAGGGUGCGGCCAGUGAUUAUUGGCUGCAAACAAGUUUCAUGGCUGAUAUGGGCCGCAAAUACGGCGCUUAUCUCGUAGAGCUAGAGCACAGGUACUACGGAGUGUCCCAACCCUUUGACGAGUUAACCGUCGAGAAUAUGAAAUACCUGUCCAGCGAACAGGCCUUACGAGACACCGACGACUUUCUACAUUAUCUAAUUAAAAAUCUAAAACUAGAGGGCAGUAAAGUGGUUGUGUUCGGGGGUUCAUAUGCCGGAGCACUGGCCGCUUGGUUUAGAGAAAAGUACCCGAAAACAGCCGCCGGCGCCAUAGCCUCGAGCGGACCCGUCGAGGCUGUCGUCGACUUUAAGGACUAUUUAGGAGUUGUUACCAAUUCGUUGGGAAAAGAGUGUUCAGAUAACAUA